AUGGCAUCUGAGUCCCCCCGCUUUCCUGCUGGAGUCCGCAUUCACAAAGAUGUGUAUCCUACCAUCGAUCCGACGCAUGCCUUCGCCUCUCAGUCAUACGCCGGCAAGGUCGUUCUUGUCACAGGUGCGAGCGGCGGAUUAGGCUCCAAGAUAGCGCAGUUCUAUGCGCGGGCUGGCGCAUCAGUCGCACUGGUUGCACGGGACACAGACAAGCUCGAGGAGGUCAUUACGGGCGUACCGGGAGCGGGAGUGCGGAUGUUGGCACUCUUUGCAGAUGUAACGGACUUCCGCGCUGCCGAAGCGGCCGUGAAACAGACGGUGGAGAAGUUUGGGAAGCUCGAUAUCCUCGUAGCGAAUGCAGGCGUUAUAACGUCCUAUGCCAAGAAUAUCCUUGAGAAAGACCCUGACGUCUACUGGAAGACCUUCGAGGUCAACGUGAAGGGUGUAUUCUCUUUCAUACGUGCUUCUCUUCCAGAAUUGCAGAAAACAAAGGGUCGAGUCGUUGCCGUGUCUGCUGGACUCGCGUACAUGAACGUCCCAAACAAUAGCGACUAUGCAAUCUCUAAGUUGGCGGUGAACCGUCUGGUCGAGUUCAUUCCUGUUGAGUUUCCGUCGGUGUUUGCUAUCGCACUUCAUCCCGGCGUCGUCGAGACGAAAAUGACCACGACCGUAGACCGUCCUGCUUCUCUACCCGCCACCAGGACAGGCUUUGAUACGCCAGAGCUCUCCGCGGCCACCAUACUGUAUCUCACCCUCGGGGAGGGUGCGAAGUGGCUGAAUGGGAGAUAUUACUCUGCCAAUUGGGAUAUCAGCGACGUAGAGAAUCUGUGGAAGGAGAAGAUCAUUGCUGGGAAUGCCCUUGUGACACAGCUCGGGGCACCGGUGUGA
Messenger RNA from Peniophora sp. CBMAI 1063, 888 nucleotides. Lineage: Eukaryota; Fungi; Basidiomycota; Agaricomycetes; Russulales; Peniophoraceae. The record is from the annotation of a GenBank genome assembly.